Molecule: messenger RNA, 1704 nt
Organism: Durusdinium trenchii
Lineage: Eukaryota; Dinophyceae; Suessiales; Symbiodiniaceae
Source: the annotation of a GenBank genome assembly
UGACCGUCGUAAGGCGCUUCUUGCCGUUGAAAGAGCAAGGAAGAGGUGGCCAAGGACGGCUUUUUUCCAUCAGAGCCCUGAAUCCAGAAUGACUUACGGUGAUUUUUCUGGGUCAGGGAGUCAUGGACCAUUGGUCCUGAUUUGCUGGGUUGAGGGGACCUGUUAGUCUCAGUCUGGGUUUGUCUUUAGCUGCAGAAACGUCUUGUGUUUGGAGGUUGAACCGACAGGAAGAGCUCUUGGCUUGACCUCAGACAUUGAACUCAGACAUCGAGUUGCUUCCACUACUUGUUUCAUCGUGUUUCCCGUCCUGGCGGCCCAUGUUGCCACUGCCUGUGGCCAGAUCCAGAUGCGGCAUGUUUCGCAUGCAAGCUAGCAUGGCUCACAUGCCCAAGUUCACGUGGAAGCAGCUCCGGCCAACUCCUGAUGCGGCCAAGGGUGUGCCCUGCGAACGAAGCUCGCAUGGCCUCUCGUUCCUCCCCAGAGAUGGGGGUGGAUCCAGAUUGAUCCUCUAUGGUGGCGAGAGGGUGGCCCGAACGCCCCUGGAGCCAGCGGAAGCCUUGUGGGCUGCUGAAGGCGACUCCGACUGGACUUGGAGGUGCUUAACUUGUGAAGGUCCUCCACCCCGCGUGGCCCAUGCCCAGGCCUCAGUCGGUUCAGCAGUCUACAUCUUUGGUGGGCGUUGUGGGACGGCCAUGGAGGAACAGCCACUGAAUGAUUUGUGGGUCCUCGACUGCGAUCGACCAGGGAAGGAAGCCUGGUCCAAAGUGCAGCUGGGUGCCGGAAGUGAUGAGCCUCCAGAGCCUAGAUCCUUUCACCGAAUGAUGGCCAUUGGGACCAACCUCUAUGUAUUCGGCGGCUGUGGUGCUAGUGGUCGGCUGGCGGAUCUGCACCAGUUCGACACUGUCAGGAGCACUUGGCAUAACCUUGCAACAUCCAAGUUGCGCGGCCGUGGUGGGCCAAAUCUCGUUCAUUUGGGCCAGUCCAAUCGCCUUGCGGUGGUGGCUGGCUUCGCUGGCAAGGAAACCAACGACGGGCACGCCUAUGACCUGAGCAUGGGUGCCUGGGAGCAGUCCCUUCUUUCAGGACUGGCCGAUCUUCGCCCACGCAGUGUGUCCGUAGCCAUCUCCUUUCACAGUUUCAGCGCAGUUUUUGGAGGGGAAGUGAACCCAUCCGAUCUGGGACAUGAAGGUGCUGGGGGAUUCGAAAAUGACGUGGCCCUACUUGACGAUUCUGGCGCACUCAUGGCCACCAUUCCCGCUGAUCAUACGUGGCCGGAGCCCCGGGGCUGGAGCGAUGGCACGAGGGCGAAUGGAGAUUUUCGCUUCUACAUCUUUGGAGGGCUCACGGGAGAUGACCAGAAUCCUCGAAGACUUAAUGACUUGUGGCAGUGUGACGUGGAAUAGUUUCGACAUGUUUCGAUUAUUUUUUUCGAUAUACUGUAUUUCGAGGGGUGGUUUUAGUUUUUUUGGAGAUCGAGCGAUGGAUUUUUUGUAGUUGUCAUUCUCCUCCCCGGCGAACGCAGAACACGAAGAGACGGGGAUGGUUGCGACCGACCUUCCGCCAAAGAAUGCGGAGUGGAGACAACCGGAACAUGCGGAACCUGCCAUUCCCUUUUAAGGAUGGCGGACGACAGCUUUGAGCCAACUGUUUAUCAUGUAAAAUGCCAGUUUCAUUGCAGAGGUGAUUCUUACUGUUCUUUUCCGC